GUCCAGGUUUGGAAAGAGAACUACUGCUUUCAGGACACGAUUACAAGUUGCCUGAAUGUUGAGAGCUCUAACUUUUUCGUGUAUGUUCUGCCAGCAGUAGGAGAGUGGAGGAGAAGCCUGAAAGCUGGAAAUGGCCGCAGCUGGGAAUGACCGCUCUUUCCAUGUUUGUUCCCCCUACGCACAGCAGAAGUACAGCAACAUCUCCUGUUUCUGGGAAAAACAACCAUCAGGCUGCUUGAGGAUCAGUUGCGCCUUCCAUCAUAGCAAACCUCGCAGCAUAAAUGGACUUUUUUUGCCGCCGAGUAACAAUGCCCCAUUGCAACAAGGUGUCCAAGAAGGGAUUCCGCACCCAGCCCAUGGUCAAGAGUCACUCAGAAAUCAAAAGAAUAUUUUACGACCAAUUCACCCUCCACUGACUAUACACCUCAACGAUGAAGACGACGAUGAGGACGAUGAUGAAGAGGAGGAGAACGGUGCUCCUGACUGGGUGCCUCAGACUGCUGCAGACCUUGAAGAGGAAAGAGCAAUAAAGGAAAUAUGCUAUCAAUCUGGAGAGUAUUACGGGAUUCAGUACCCUCAGGAACACCAAUCAACAAAAACUGUGUCUUCACCUCGGGAAAAUGAGCUACUACCCUGGGAAGCUACCGAGCGAGACUUGCAGGCAGGCGACGGUGAUACAAUUCCUACAACAUUUAAGAAUGCAAAAGGAGAAGGAGAGAGCUCAGGAACGACAGUACCAGCAGAGACCAUUCCCAGAACAGAUCGUGGAUCCUUUGAAAACGGAGGAACCAAUCGCAUGGAGCGGGUAAAGAACUAUCCCGGUAAAGAAGCAAAGGAGAAGCAAUGGGUUUCCGAGGAAGAAAGAAUUCACACUCCAGACCCCAAAGCAAAACCACGUCGCCAACAAAGGGGUCAAACAGUACCUGAGCCGUAUGCUGGGAAACGCUCCAAACCAAAGAAUCAGCUUGACGCAAAUAGAAGAUUUUGGACCCAAACCGAAAGCUAUGAGCCAAGAAGACAUGGAAGUGAACAGGAAAGGAGAGCGAUACAUAGACAGGAGAAAGAGAUGAAGCCAGUUCUUCGACUUACAAGAGCAAUCGAAAUUGAAAUGUGGAAAUUAUCAGCCGGAAAAUCCAAAGAGGACACAAUUGCAAAUUCCAAAAAUAAGAUGCAGGAAGUACACGACAAUGUUUCAAAACUGAUUGAAAACACAAAAUAUACGUUCUGUGUGAUCACAGAUCCACUAAGCUCUUCCAUCCAGAACCCAAACACCCAGGGGAGAAAGUCACCCAGCCGACACACAGCAGUAGCUGCUGCUCCUGCUGCUGCUGCUGCUGCUGCUGCUACUAAAACCGGGAAACACGACCCGCAGGCCCACAGCCAGACAGCUGUGGCACUGGACAUCAUGGAAGCAAGAAAAAGCAAUGAACCCCAACAACGUCGGCCGUUAACAGCUAGCAGUGUACUAACACGAAGCAGCAAGUUUCUCCAUCCAAAGAAAGAGGUGCUGCAAGAAAAACAUGGGCCAACAGGAUUUUGGUUGAAAACCUAG
Grus americana (Whooping crane) is the source of this 1552-nucleotide messenger RNA. RefSeq lists its product as uncharacterized. Bases 131 to 1552 code for a protein of 473 amino acids. NCBI's taxonomy places the organism in Eukaryota, Metazoa, Chordata, Aves, Gruiformes, Gruidae. The transcript has 12 exons. The record is from RefSeq and is a predicted model, not a curated record.